AUGUCCGGACAAGAACCCACCACCGACGAGAGAUUGAGAGCUCGUAUGACCGAGAUGCGGGCGGAAAUAGCAAGCUCCCCAGAAGCGCAAGAACAACUGCAGAGGAUGACCAGCGAGCACAUCGCCACUAUCACAGGCAACGCCGCGGCAGCUGGCUCAUCGGGUGCCGCUGCCCUGGAGGGCACUGUCUUGGGCAACGCGGCCGACUCGAGUACAACUCCCCUUCUUUCACUGCACCGAAACCCCGAUCUAACUCCAACUCUUACAGUCGUCAAUUAUCCGCACCUAGCCCAGGCCCUGGCGGUGCAGGUUCCUGCCACCCAGGACACGUACACGCUGAGAGCUAGUACGAGCACCAAUGUCUUCUUGGACAGCACGGUAGCCCUCAUUGCGGUCGCUCCGCAGAAGGUGGUGAUGGUGGCUCAGCCCGGCUGGUCGAUCAUCCUUAUCGUGACUAGCGACGACACCUACUCCCCUGUCGUCGUCCCUAACUCUUCGCUCUUGAGGGUUCCUGUUGCUUCUGGCUCCGGCCAAGGUGUCAACAACAACGCUCAGCCUCAGCCUCAGCCUCAGCCUCAGGCCUCGGGAUCAGGUGGGGUGGGCGCGGAGACAGCGAGCGGUAGAGAAGAUAGUCUUCAUCCUGAAGAUGGCACCACUGGAGGAGGUCCAGCCAGCGGCGGAGCAACUGCUGCUCACACCGAGGAUGUCGUGGAGGUUCCAGAGGGCGGUGCUCUCACUGCCAUUCACCCCGAGAACGACGACGAAGAGGAGGGACUGUAG
Messenger RNA from Mytilinidion resinicola, 780 nucleotides. RefSeq lists its product as uncharacterized. The transcript has a single exon. The coding region runs from base 1 to 780 and encodes 259 amino acids. NCBI's taxonomy places the organism in Eukaryota, Fungi, Ascomycota, Dothideomycetes, Mytilinidiales, Mytilinidiaceae. The record is from RefSeq and is a predicted model, not a curated record.